AUGACCCCUGACCGCAGUGACCUCACCGCCAUGAUGGCCACCGUGACUGUGACGACCACCGAGACGGGCGGCUCACCGGCCAAUGGCGUGAGGAUUGGGGCUCAGCAAGGAGGAGCUAAGAAGGGCCCUGCUCAGCGGCCACACCUCUCAGGGAGGAAGCUGUCGCUACAGGAGCGGGGCACGUACCCAUCUGGGAGGUCAGGAGGGGCUCACGUCUCCCCCCGUGUGGUACGCAGACCCACCGUGGAGUCCAAACGGGUCUCCAUCUCAGACGCCGAGAACUGUAUCCAGCUGAACCAGUACAAGCUGAAGAGUGAGAUCGGAAAGGGCUCCUACGGGGUGGUCAAACUGGCCUACAAUGAGGAUGACGACAAACACUAUGCCAUGAAGGUGGUGUCCAAGAAGAAGCUGAUGAAGCAGUAUGGAUUCCCACGUCGCCCCCCUCCUAGAGGACCCAAGGUGGCGGUCCAAGGAGAGCAGCCCAAAGUCCUAGGCCCCCUGGAGAGGGUCUACCAGGAGAUUGCCAUACUCAGGAAGCUGGACCAUCUCAACAUAGUCAAACUGGUGGAGGUGUUGGAUGAUCCUGCAGAGGACAACCUCCACAUGGUAUUUGAUUUGAUGCCAAAGGGUCCAGUGAUGGAGGUCCCCACAGACAGCCCCUUCACUGAGGAGCAAACACGCCUCUACUUCAGAGACAUUGUCCUGGGCAUUGAGUACUUGCACUACCAGAAGAUAGUCCACCGGGACAUCAAGCCUGCUAACGUACUGCUGGGGGAUGACGGCCAUGUGAAGAUUGCUGACUUUGGGGUCAGUAACCAGUUUGAGGGCAACGAUGCCCUGCUCUCCUCUACGGCUGGGACUCCUGCUUUUAUGGCCCCAGAGACCCUGUCAGAUAUCCACCAGAGCUUCAGUGGAAAGGCAUUGGAUGUAUGGGCCAUGGGAGUGACUGUCUACUGCUUUGUGUUUGGGAAGUGUCCGUUCAUUGAUGAAUACAUCCUGGUUCUACACAAUAAGAUCAGGACUAAAUAUGUGGAGUUCCCAGAGUCGCCAGAGAUCAGUGAGGAGUUGAAGACUCUUAUCCUGAAAAUGUUGGACAAGAACCCUGACACCAGGAUCACCAUACCUGAGAUCAAGUUGGACCCGUGGGUGACCCAGGAUGGUUGUGACCCUCUGCCUCUAGAGGAGGACCACUGCAGUAUGGUGGAGGUUACUGAAGAGGAGGUGCAGAACUCUGUCAAGUUUGUCCCCAGCCUGUCCACCGUGAUCCUGGUGAAGGCCAUGCUGCGCAAGAGAUCCUUCAGUAACCCCUAUGAGUGUCCCAGGAGUAGAGCGGAGAGGUCCAUGUCUGCACCUAGCAACCUGCUCAUAAAGGGCAGCAGUGGAGAGGGAAGUAGGGAGGGAGAGCUCGAAGACCUACAUGAAGAUGAACCCUUCUCCUGA
Molecule: messenger RNA, 1440 nt
Organism: Salvelinus namaycush (lake trout)
Lineage: Eukaryota; Metazoa; Chordata; Actinopteri; Salmoniformes; Salmonidae
Product: calcium/calmodulin-dependent protein kinase kinase 1-like
Exons: 15
Coding region: 1-1440 (479 amino acids)
Biological process (GO): CAMKK-AMPK signaling cascade; protein phosphorylation; activation of protein kinase activity
Molecular function (GO): ATP binding; protein kinase activity
Source: RefSeq, a predicted model, not a curated record